This is a messenger RNA of Protopolystoma xenopodis, 270 nucleotides long. NCBI's taxonomy places the organism in Eukaryota, Metazoa, Platyhelminthes, Monogenea, Polystomatidea, Polystomatidae. The record is from the annotation of a GenBank genome assembly.
AUGCGCAAGCGAAUGGAGGGCACCGGACAAAUCAUAAUUGACCGAGAGGGCGAACAAUCAGCAAAUCCACUAUUCGUGUUGGGCAACACGCGUGCACUUGAUGUAAUGCAGAGCAUUCAACGCAAACUGACAGGCACAGAGACGGGUCGGCCGAUGGAUGUCAGCAAGCAAGUCGAUCAUUUGCUUCGGGAUGCUACCUCGAACCAAAAUCUCUGUCAGAUGUACAUCGGCUGGUGGGUUUUUUCAGACAACGAAGGCCCGUCCCUUUAG